AUGGUGAAGUAAUCCAAGCAUGAAGACACCCAAAUAAUUAAAUAAUAGCGUAUAUUGGUACUUUUUCAGAGUGACAUAAAUAAUUGUAAAGAAAUUCACAGAAGAAUACAAGCUACUACACCUUACACCCAAAGAUCAGGAUAAUAUGUUGUUUCAAAACUUAAGAAAGGAAUCUCACUUUUAAUAAAAGAUCUCAUAAAUGAAGUUCUGGACUCAACAAUAUGA
Tetrahymena thermophila SB210 is the source of this 225-nucleotide messenger RNA. RefSeq lists its product as hypothetical. The transcript has a single exon. The record is from RefSeq and is a predicted model, not a curated record. Lineage: Eukaryota; Ciliophora; Oligohymenophorea; Hymenostomatida; Tetrahymenidae.